Molecule: messenger RNA, 918 nt
Organism: Elephantulus edwardii (Cape elephant shrew)
Lineage: Eukaryota; Metazoa; Chordata; Mammalia; Macroscelidea; Macroscelididae
Product: zinc finger protein 76-like
Exons: 3
Coding region: 1-918 (305 amino acids)
Biological process (GO): regulation of transcription by RNA polymerase II
Cellular component (GO): nucleus
Molecular function (GO): DNA-binding transcription factor activity, RNA polymerase II-specific; RNA polymerase II cis-regulatory region sequence-specific DNA binding
Source: RefSeq, a predicted model, not a curated record
AUGGAGAGCUUGGGGUUGCAGGCGGUGACGCUCAGUGAUGGGACGACAACCUACAUCCAGCAAACCAUCAAAGGAGAGAAGCUACUUGAAGGACAAGUGAUCCAGCUUGAAGAUGGAACCACUGCAUACAUUCACCAAGUGACAGUACAGAAAGAAUCUCUCUCCUUUGAAGAUGGACAGCCUGUGCAGCUGGAAGAUGGCACCAUGGCCUACAUUCACCGCCCUGUGGCUGUACCAUCGGACAGCACCAUCCUGGCCAUGCAGGCAGAGGUGGGCUUAGAGGACCUGGGCACAGAGGAUGAUGAGGGCUUCAGUGCAGACACGGUGGUGGCCCUGGAGCAAUAUGCCAGCAAGGUUCUGCACGAUGGCCAGGCUCCUCAAAAUGGCAAAGGACAGCAGGUUGGGGACAGAGCGUUCCGCUGUGGCUACAAGGGCUGUGGACGUCUCUACACCACUGCUCAUCAAUUAAAGGUGCAUGAACGAGCUCAUACGGGUGACCGCCCGUACAGGUGUGACUUCCCCAGCUGCGGGAAGGCCUUUGCUACAGGCUAUGGACUGAAGAGCCACGUGCAUACCCACACUGGUGAGAAGCCAUGCAAGUGCCCAGAGGUGCUGUGCAGCAAGGCCUUCAAGACCUCAGGAGACCUAAAGAAGCACGUCCGCACCCACACCGGUGAACGCCCAUUCCGGUGUCCUUUUGAGGGCUGUGGCCGCUCCUUCACCACCUCUAAUAUCCGCAAGGUACAUGUGCGUACCCACACGGGGGAGCGCCCCUACACCUGCCCUGAGCCCCAUUCUCGAAAGCACACAGGUUUAUGCUACUAUACUCCCGCAGUCCGGAGGCUGUCCCGGGGCUCAGAGGGAAAAUAUCAGGUGUCCACAAGACAGAGUGACUCCUCCUACAGCCCGUACAACUGA